Ichthyophthirius multifiliis is the source of this 195-nucleotide messenger RNA. RefSeq lists its product as hypothetical. NCBI's taxonomy places the organism in Eukaryota, Ciliophora, Oligohymenophorea, Hymenostomatida. The transcript is spliced from 2 exons. Gene Ontology annotation, molecular function: structural molecule activity. Gene Ontology annotation, biological process: intracellular protein transport; vesicle-mediated transport. The record is from RefSeq and is a predicted model, not a curated record. Gene Ontology annotation, cellular component: clathrin coat of trans-Golgi network vesicle; clathrin coat of coated pit.
AUGGAAGUAAAUUUAUAAGAAGAAGAGGUUUAAAUAGAAUGUCGCAAAUAAUAACAAUAUAAAAAUCCAUGGGAUAAAAUUGUUGCAAAUAUUAACCUAAAACCUGGCGAAUAAAAAAGUGAAAAGGAUAUAUCAAGAAUGAAAGAAUGCAUUUUAAAUAAAAAGCAUGAUGCUUCAUUAGGAAAAAAUAAUUGA